CUCUCUCCCAGUAUUUUCAUCAGCUACAUGGAAUCAGGAAAUCAAACACAUAUUAAAGAAUUCAUACUUUUGGGAUUUUCAGAAGAGCCAGAGCUGCAACCCCUUCUCUUUGGAGUGUUCCUUUCUAUGUACCUGGUCACUUUCACUGGGAACCUACUCAUCAUCCUGGCCAUCAUCACAGAUUCCCGCCUCCACACACCCAUGUACUUCUUCCUCUCCAACCUCUCCUUUGCUGACAUCUGUUUCACCUCCACCACUGUCCCAAAGAUGCUGAGGAACAUCCAGAUGCAGACCAAAGUAAUUACUCAUGCAGCCUGCAUCACACAGAUAUUUUUUUUCCUGCUUUUUGGAGGAUUAGAUCAUUUCCUCUUGACAGUGAUGGCUUAUGACCGGUAUGUGGCCAUCUGUCACCCACUGCACUACACGGUCAUCAUGAAUCCAAAAUUUUGUGGCCUCCUACUUCUCGCAUCUUGUUUAUUGACCCUUAUGGACUCUCUAUUACACAGUUUAAUGCUUUUGAGGCUGUCCUUUUGUACAGGAUUGGAAAUUUCCCAUUUUUUCUGUGAAUUGAAUCUGGUCAUUCAACUUGCUUGUUCUAACACAUUCCUCAAUGACAUAGUACUGUAUUUCGCAACUGGAGUUCUGGGUGUUGUUCCAAUGACUGGGAUACUUUACUCCUACACAAAGAUUGUGUCCUCCAUUAUGAAAAUUGCAUCAUCUGGGGGCAAAUAUAAAGCCUUUUCCACUUGUGGGUCUCACCUCUCCGUGGUUUCCAUGUUCUAUGGCACCGGUCUUGGGGGUUACCUCUGUUCUGCUGCUAUUGAAAACUCCAGGGCCAGCGCAAUAGCCUCAGUGAUGUACACUGUAGUCACCCCCAUGCUGAACCCCUUCAUCUACAGUCUGAGAAACAAGGACAUAAAGCAGGCCCUAGGGAAGCUUUUCAGCCAGGCCCUUAGUGUUUCAUCCUGGUGA
Molecule: messenger RNA, 972 nt
Organism: Echinops telfairi (small Madagascar hedgehog)
Lineage: Eukaryota; Metazoa; Chordata; Mammalia; Afrosoricida; Tenrecidae
Product: olfactory receptor 7C1-like
Exons: 2
Coding region: 28-972 (314 amino acids)
Biological process (GO): G protein-coupled receptor signaling pathway
Cellular component (GO): membrane
Molecular function (GO): G protein-coupled receptor activity; olfactory receptor activity
Source: RefSeq, a predicted model, not a curated record